AGGGUCUAGUCGUGGGUUCCCCAUGCUGAGGAAGCCGCCCUCGCUCUCCACUCUCGCAAUGCCGAGCUUCGCGGGCACUCGCGCCAUGUCCGAGAAUACGAUCGCGACAUUAGCUUCGCUGGUUGCCGAGCUGCCUCAGGUGAACCGCGACCUGCUCUACACCGUUGUGGAGCUCAUUCAGGCUACAUCCGCUCGGAGCAAGGAAACACGGAUGACGCUCGGCAACCUCCUACUUGUCUUCUGCCCCAGCCUCAAUAUGAGCCCUCCCUUGUUGCGUGUACUCUGCGAAGCACCUGGUAUCUGGGAAGGCAAACCUAUGUCUGAUCGCUAUGACAGCAUACCUGGUACAGAAGGCAGUCGGGCCUCAUACAGGUCCCGUGCAGAUGCGUCUGAUGUGGCCAGCCUCUACAGCGAAUACUCGGAUGCGCCGCCUCGGAUUAGUUCGGGAGCUGGCGCACGUACAAGCGCGCUCCACGCGCCUGAGCUCGGAUUUGGGGGCGGCUCGCCAUACCAUUCGUCGAACAAUUCUGGCUCUGGACAAGAUGACGCUGCAUCCUACGUCUCCGCUCUUGAUCACCCACCUAGCCCUUCCGACGACAGCUCCAGUAACAUGCCCGCACUCACCACGUCCACCGAUUCCUUGGCAACGCCAUCAACGAUGUCGGAGGCAUCUUCGCUCCAGCCCGCUAUCAUCCCUGAAGACGAGAACCUUUCUGAAAAAUCUUCAUAUCCGACUCCUGGCGUCCCCGUCAUCGCCAACCCAAUCGAUUUGCCCCUUCCCAGCCCACGCCGCCCUUUCGCCAACUCUCCCGUUCCAUUCCCGUCAACACCUUCGCAAGCCGAUAAGUCGGGUACUGCAAGCCCAGUCUCUCCUACCCGCAAGUCUCUAGCACUCUUAUCAUUUCCGCCUUUGAGCAAGGUCGAUAAAUCUGAGGCAAGCGCCAUCGAGUGGUCUCCGACGUGGUCCCAUCGUCAACGACAGAAGCGUCCAUCACUGCAGCUCCUGUUUUCGAAGAGGUCGACUUCUUCUCUGGCGUCUCCAGUCAUCUCUGGGCCUGAGCCGAUAGCGCCACCAGCUGAUAUGGCGUGUAUGCCGAUCGCUUACGCCAGGAAGGAUGGGCCUCCUGCGCUCGAUACGCCCAUUUCAACGUCGCCUCUCGGUCUUUUCGAGACAGAAGAUAAGGACAAAGAGACGCCAGCCGAGAUCAAGGUCGUCGAAUCCUCACCGUUUUCAAGUCCGCUGCCGCUGCCUAGCCUGACGCCCCGUGAGCGCAAGGAAUCGUCCAUUUCGUCUGGCUCGUCGCUCUUCUCAACGCCUCAACAAACGCCAAUCGGCUACUUUGGUGGGCAGUCGCCUUCACUGCUUUCCAUGAAUGCUAGGGUGGACGAGGCCGCAUCAGAUUCGCGCAAUGCAUCGCCAGAUGUUCGUGCGUCGCCAUCACGCAAGUCAGGCGUGCUGGACAUCACUGUGCCUGUUGAGCCUGACGUUGAUUGGUCUGCGAGCAUACUCAAAGAGGCGGAGUCGUCGUCACAGUCGAGCAAGGAGUCGGACCGAUCUCGUACUUGGCGGGUAAAAGACACAUUCAACGUUUUCGGGAGCCAAUGAGCAGGCGCGUUGCGUAAAUUGCGAGGCUGCAGGCAGCCACAUAUCUUCAUGAGGUUCCCUUCAAUAUCUUCAUGGGUCGAUUGAAUCCCCCCGCAUAAUGGUUUGGAAUUCAGUGACGACUAUCGUUAUUAUACACGACCGCGUUCUCACCGCUUUGCACUAGUUUGCGCAUGUCCGACCUCCUUUGGAUUUCACUCUCAAAUCUGACAUCUGGAAAUGCGGACUUACCACUCAUUACUCCUACCAUCCUCAUAGCACUCUCGGCAUUACGACACUAUAAUAUUUAUCGUAUCCAAUUGCAUGUGUGCGAUAUUCGUCAAUCCAUUUUCUUUGCAGUUGUCCU
This is a messenger RNA of Phanerochaete carnosa HHB-10118-sp, 1949 nucleotides long. RefSeq lists its product as uncharacterized. Bases 23 to 1606 code for a protein of 527 amino acids. Gene Ontology annotation, biological process: signal transduction. NCBI's taxonomy places the organism in Eukaryota, Fungi, Basidiomycota, Agaricomycetes, Polyporales, Phanerochaetaceae. The record is from RefSeq and is a predicted model, not a curated record. The transcript has a single exon.